AUGUCUGACACAAAGUCGAAGGAGUCUGGAGUUAAUGCUGGAUCAGCUAAGAGUACUGAGGCACACCACAGUACGGAAUCCAAGCAGGUGGUAGCUGUUCAAAGUGUGGACAAGGGGGUGAGUAAGCAUCCGCUAAAUCGUCCAUGGACGCUGUGGUACGACUCCGUAUCAACGUACGACAGUCAGAGAUGGGAGCAUUCCCUUGUUGAGGUGAUGACGGUGCGAACUGUGGAGGACUUCUUUACGAUGCUGCACUACUGUAAGCCACCACAUGUUCUCCGUGUGUCUGCGCAGUAUCAUUUCUUUCGCGAAGGUGUGAAGCCAAUGUGGGAAGAUCCCAGCAACAAGGGAGGUGGUAAGUUGUGGUUGAGUUUUGACGGAAAGAUCUUUGGUGGCGCCGCCGUCGGUAAAAAAGUGGAAACUGCCAACACAAAUGGUACUGUUACUGGAGACGGCGCCAACAACAAUAGUGCCAGUUCACAGGAAAAGUCAAAGAAGGAAGAACAGGAUGUCGAGAAGAGCCCUGAGCUGGACACCAUUUGGGAAAAUGCGCUCAUGGCAAUGGUUGGCGAGUACCUUGACGACGAUGUAGGCGGCGAGCACAUUAUGGGCGUGGUGCUCUCAAAACGCAAGUACCAAAACCGCCUGGCAUUGUGGUUGCGUGAUGCCACCGCCACUGAGGCGAUUUCGCGCAUUGAGAGGCAACUAGUAAAGGAACUGGGACUGCCGUCCCGCGCGCGUUUCAUCUUUACUCCACACGUUAGCGGGAAAUCGUAA
This is a messenger RNA of Trypanosoma theileri, 777 nucleotides long. RefSeq names its product putative eukaryotic translation initiation factor eIF-4E. The transcript has a single exon. NCBI's taxonomy places the organism in Eukaryota, Euglenozoa, Kinetoplastea, Trypanosomatida, Trypanosomatidae. The record is from RefSeq and is a predicted model, not a curated record. Bases 1 to 777 code for a protein of 258 amino acids. Gene Ontology annotation, biological process: translational initiation. Gene Ontology annotation, molecular function: RNA 7-methylguanosine cap binding; translation initiation factor activity. Gene Ontology annotation, cellular component: eukaryotic translation initiation factor 4F complex.